This is a messenger RNA of Akanthomyces muscarius, 1227 nucleotides long. RefSeq lists its product as uncharacterized. Gene Ontology annotation, molecular function: RNA binding. NCBI's taxonomy places the organism in Eukaryota, Fungi, Ascomycota, Sordariomycetes, Hypocreales, Cordycipitaceae. Bases 1 to 1227 code for a protein of 408 amino acids. The record is from RefSeq and is a predicted model, not a curated record. Gene Ontology annotation, cellular component: nucleolus; U12-type spliceosomal complex. Gene Ontology annotation, biological process: positive regulation of mRNA splicing, via spliceosome. The transcript has 2 exons.
AUGGCGCAAAACAGGCACUGGGAGCAAGAUAAAGAUGCCACCAUCUACAUGGGCAACAUUGACGAGCGCGCCACGCCCGCCAUGAUGUACGAGCUCAUGCUGCAGAUGGGCCCCAUCCACAACAUCCACAUGCCGCGCGACCGCGUCACGCAAUCCCACCAAGGGUUCGGCUUCGUCGAGUUCCGCACGCCGUCCGACGCCGAGUAUGCCGCAAACGUCAUGAACGGCGUCAAGCUCUACGGCAAGUCGCUCCGCGUCAACAAGGCCUCGGCCGACCGCCAGCGCGCCACCGACAUUGGCGCCGAGCUCUUUGUCGGCAACCUCGACCCCAUGGCGGACGAGAAGAUCCUCUACGACACGUUCUCGCGCUUCGGCCCGCUGCUCUCCCUGCCCAAGGUUGCGCGCGACGACAACGGCGGCUCCAAGGGCUUCGGCUUCAUCAGCUUUGGCGACUUUGAGAGCUCCGACGCCGCGAUUGAGAACCUCAACAACCAGUACCUGCUCAGCAGCCAGGUCACGGUGCAGUACGCGUUCAAAAAGGACGGCAAGGGCGAGAGGCACGGUGACGACGCCGAGAGGGAGCUUGCCGCGCAGGCCAAGAAGCGCAACAUUGCCCCCGAGGCCCAGCCCAUGCCCGCGGCGUUCCUCAAUGGCCCGCCCGCGGGAGCGGCAGGAGCGCCGCCUGUCGGUGGGCAUUCGUAUCCCCCGCCCGCAGCGUCCACGACGCCGCAACCACCGGCCGGGUUCGCGCCGCCGCCUGGCAUGCCGCCGGGGAUGCACAUGGGCGGCCCCCCACCGCCUCACAUGGGCGCUCCUCCGGGCUUCGCGCCGCCAGGCUUGCCGCAGCACCCGCGCGGCCCAUCACCGUAUAAUGCGACCCCCGGCCAAGGACCACCUCCUGGUGCUGCCGGCCGCGGCGGCAGCGGCAGCAUGCCUCCUCCUGGAAGCAUGCCCCUACCCCCAGCGCCGUCCGGCUUGCCGGCACGUCCGCCCCAGAGCCAGGCCGGCUACACCAACCCGGCCGACUACCACCCCAACGGCGGCAGCUAUCGCGGCAGUGGCUCACCCGCGCCGCCGCCACCUGGGUUUCCCGGCGCGCAGCAGCAGCAGCAGCAGCCGCCCCCCGGGUUUGGUGCGCCAGGUGGCGCGCCUACUCCUCCUCCAGGGUUCAUGCCGCCGCCGGGCUUCCCGCAGCAGCAGCCUCCUCCGGGGUACCCCCGUCGAUAG